UCCCUCCGCUCCCCCCUCCUCUGGCUCGCUCUCCCUCUCCCUCCGCCCGCCCCCCGCCCCGCGUGCCUGUGUGUGCUCGGCACAGGCGAGGGGGCCCGGGGAGCAGUCCGGGCUCGGCGCGCGGCGGAGCUGCGGCUGCUCCCGCUGCAGAGGGGAGCGGCGAGGCGGCCGCGCUGCGCCUUCCCGGACUUCCCAAGUGGGGGGCAGAGCCGCCGCUCACGGAGCCGCCUGUUAGCAGGCGCAGGGGAAGCGGGACCUCCCAACUCCUCCUCGGCGCCUCCUCUCCACCCCCUGUUGGCCCCUGCCCUUGGAGAAAGUGGAGUGUGGCGCGCGGUCGUCGUUACUCCUUCAGACAGCUUCGCGGCGCACGGAUUCCGCUGCUGCCCGGCGGGGCUCUCCGCAGUCGGCGCUCCUCCGUGUGUGCCUCCCCCCGGCGCACCUCUGUCGACGAUGAGGAAAGGUCUGCGGGCGACAGCGGCCCGCUGCGGACUGGGGCUGGGAUACGUGCUGCAGAUGCUCGUGCUACCUGCCCUGGCCCUGCUCAGCGCCAGCGGCACCGGCUCGGCCGCUCAAGAGGACGACUUUUUUCAUGAACUCCCAGAAACCUUUCCAUCUGAUCCACCUGAGCCUCUGCCACAUUUCCUUAUUGAGCCUGAAGAAGCUUAUAUUGUGAAGAAUAAGCCUGUGAACCUGUAUUGUAAAGCCAGCCCCGCCACCCAGAUCUACUUCAAGUGCAAUAGUGAAUGGGUUCAUCAGAAGGACCACAUAGUAGAUGAAAGAGUGGACGAAACCUCUGGUCUCAUUGUCCGGGAAGUAAGCAUUGAGAUUUCACGCCAGCAAGUGGAAGAACUCUUUGGGCCUGAAGAUUACUGGUGCCAGUGUGUAGCCUGGAGCUCGGCGGGUACCACCAAGAGCCGGAAGGCCUACGUGCGCAUUGCAUAUCUGCGGAAGACAUUUGAGCAGGAACCCCUGGGAAAGGAAGUAUCCUUGGAACAGGAAGUCUUGCUCCAGUGUCGACCACCAGAAGGGAUCCCAGUGGCUGAAGUGGAAUGGUUGAAAAAUGAAGACAUCAUUGAUCCUGUUGAAGAUCGGAAUUUUUAUAUUACUAUUGAUCACAACCUCAUCAUCAAGCAGGCCCGCCUCUCAGACACUGCCAACUAUACUUGUGUGGCCAAAAACAUCGUCGCCAAGAGGAAAAGCACAACCGCAACUGUCAUAGUCUAUGUAAACGGUGGCUGGUCUACCUGGACAGAGUGGUCUGUGUGUAACAGCCGCUGUGGACGAGGGUAUCAGAAGCGCACAAGGACCUGCACCAACCCAGCCCCACUCAAUGGUGGUGCCUUCUGUGAAGGGCAGAGUGUGCAGAAAAUAGCCUGCACCACGUUAUGCCCAGUGGAUGGCAGGUGGACCUCAUGGAGCAAGUGGUCGACUUGCGGGACCGAGUGCACGCACUGGCGCAGGAGGGAGUGUGCGGCACCCGCGCCCAAGAACGGAGGCAAGGACUGCGACGGCCUCGUCUUGCAGUCCAAGAACUGCACGGAUGGUCUGUGCAUGCAGAGUUUCAUUUAUCCUAUUUCAACUGAGCAGAGAACCCAGAAUGAAUAUGGAUUUUCUUCUGCUCCUGAUUCAGACGACGUUGCUCUGUAUGUUGGCGUUGUGAUCGCUGUGAUAGUUUGCCUGGCCAUUUCUGUAGUUGUGGCCCUCUUUGUGUAUCGGAAGAAUCACCGUGACUUUGAGUCUGAUAUUAUUGACUCUUCUGCACUCAAUGGAGGCUUUCAGCCUGUGAACAUCAAGGCAGCAAGGCAAGAUCUCCUGGCAGUACCCCCAGACCUCACGUCAGCUGCAGCCAUGUACAGAGGACCCGUUUAUGCCUUGCAUGAUGUUUCGGACAAAAUCCCAAUGACCAACUCUCCAAUUCUGGAUCCACUGCCUAACCUGAAAAUCAAAGUGUACAAUACCUCAGGUGCUGUCACACCCCAAGAUGACCUCUCUGAGUUUGCAUCAAAGCUGUCCCCUCAGAUGACCCAAUCCUUGUUGGAGAAUGAGGCCCUCAACCUGAAGAAUCAGAGUCUAGCAAGGCAGACGGACCCAUCCUGCACUGCGUUUGGCACCUUCAACUCCCUCGGCGGUCACCUUAUCAUUCCCAAUUCAGGAGUAAGCUUGCUGAUUCCCGCUGGGGCCAUUCCCCAAGGGAGAGUCUACGAAAUGUAUGUGACUGUACACAGGAAGGAAAAUAUGAGGCCACCCAUGGAGGACACACAGGCGCUCCUGACCCCUGUGGUGAGCUGUGGGCCUCCAGGAGCUCUGCUGACCCGCCCUGUCAUCGUCACUCUGCAUCACUGCGCAGACCCCAGUACCGAGGACUGGAAGAUACAGCUCAAGAGCCAGGCAGCGCAGGGACAGUGGGAGGAUGUGGUGGUGGUCGGAGAGGAAAACUUCACCACCCCCUGCUACAUUCAGCUGGACGCAGAGGCCUGCCACCUCCUCUCCGAGAACCUUGGCACCUACGCCCUGGUUGGGCAGUCCACCACCAAAGCAGCCGCAAAGCGCCUGAAGCUGGCCAUCUUCGGGCCACUCUGCUGCUCCUCUCUGGAGUACAGCCUCCGCGUCUACUGUCUGGAUGACACUCGGGACGCCCUGAAGGAAGUCUUGCAGCUCGAAAGGCAGAUGGGAGGGCAGCUCCUAGAAGAACCUAAGGCUCUUCACUUUAAAGGCAGCACCCACAACCUGCGCCUGUCCAUUCACGAUGUCGCCCACUCCCUCUGGAAGAGCAAACUGCUGGCCAAAUAUCAGGAAAUUCCCUUCUACCAUAUCUGGAGUGGGUCUCAGAGAAACCUCCACUGCACGUUCACUCUGGAAAGAUUCAGCCUGAACACAGUGGAGCUGGUCUGCAAACUCUGUGUGCGGCAGGUGGAGGGAGAAGGGCAGAUCUUCCAGCUAAACUGCACCGUGUCCGAGGAACCGACUGGCAUCGACUUGCCUCUGCUGGACCCAGCGAGCACCGUCACCACCAUGACGGGACCCGGUGCUUUCAGCAUCCCUCCCCCCAUCCGGCAGAAGCUGUGCAGCAGCCUGGACGCCCCACAGACGAGGGGUCACGACUGGAGGAUGCUGGCCCAUAAGCUAAACCUGGGCAGGUACUUGAAUUACUUUGCCACCAAAUCAAGUCCAACUGGCGUCAUCCUGGAUCUUUGGGAAGCACAGAACUUCCCAGAUGGAAACCUGAGCGUGCUGGCAGCUGUCUUGGAGGAAAUGGGAAGACAUGAAACAGUAGUGUCGUUAGCAGCAGAAGGGCAGUAUUGACCCAGGCUGGGGCUGAAAGUGGAGGAGGAGAGUCACAGGGAGUCUGUGGACGUCCAGGGGCUCAGAGCUGAGGAGGAAACCCCGUCUAGACCAGUGAGCUCCACAGGCAAGAUUGCAGCGGGAGAGAGAAGGAAGACAGACACAACUACCAAUAUACAUGCCCACUCUACUCGGACAUCGUCACAGGAGUUAAGAACAAUUGUACAAAUGUGUAUCUUGAAUUUAGAAGUCAACCUAAUUUUCCUCUUAGUUGGGCUGUAUGCUGUGUGGUACAGGAUCUUACAGUUUCCUAGGAAACGCUUUUUAUUGCUAUCCAGAUAUAUGGAUAAACUUUCUUAACAAACCCAGUUUCUUACAAACGUUGUUUACAUCAAAUUGGACAGGGAUGCAGACACUGUCCAUGGCUCGUUCUAUUUUUGUUUAAAUCAUUUGAAGUUGAAGCUGUGGACGGUUUGCUGUGUCUCUUUCAGAUUAGUAAUUUACAGAGAAAUCACAGACUUUUCCUACAAAUCAUGUGCAUCAAGUGUCUCCGAUAAUCCUCCCAUCAGUGUUCUGUUUCUAGAACUUGUAGAACCAGUGUUACUGUUCGUAUCAGGGAAGAAGUGGAGAAUCUAAGUAUAAAGGAGAGAGAGCUAAGACUCCCUUAUUCCUUGAGGGCACCCACCUCAUGCCCUUGGGGAAUAAAGCUACAGCAUGGCAGGGAAGACAGGGAUUCAUGUUCAACCACACCAACAAGCAUUUUUUUCACAACGUGUGUGCAUAAUAUGCAACUUGAAGUGGUUUUUUUUUUUUUAAAAGGUAUUAUUAUUAUCAUCAUUAUUAUUAUUGAUGAGUAAUUACAGGUAUUCUAGUAAAAGGAUUUUCUUUUAAACUUGUUUUUGUUAGCAGUACUGUUAGUAUUUAGGUAUUGACCUGACCCGGGCACCUUCUCAUAACAAGGUGGGCGCGGUCACCAGUUUAAUGAAACAGGCAUUGCUUCCUUGACCUUUUAUCUUUCUUCCAUCAUUCUGCCUGGAAAGGAGGUAAACGCUUACUGGCUUUGUCAGUCUGGUCUCUGAGCUUGCUCAGGCGGGGGCUUUGUCCUCUGAGUCUCGUCAUGAGAAGUGUUCUGAUUCAGGCUUACUCAGCACUGUGGUCACACAGCCCCACACGCCUCUCGUGGGUCCUCUGUCUACCUUGGAGGCAAUGUGGUUGAAGGAACAGCCUCUGAGCUGGAAACCGGUUCUCCUUCUGGGUUUGUCAUUGUCUAGCUGUGCUACCUUGGGAGAGUCAUUUACCCUCACUGGACCUCAGCUUCCUCACCUGUAAAUGGAAGGGAUGGGACUAGAUCAGCUCAAGGUUCUAAAAUGCUCGACUUCCACUGUGAUGCCCCCAGUCUCCUUCAUCAGUAUGAAGACCACAAUGGACGCUGACCUGGAUCAUUUAAAGAUUCAGCUAGUCUUUCGCCCAGGCUACAUUAUGCCUUUCAGAUAGUUCCGACUUGGAAGAUAAUUAUUCUAACCUGUAACAUAUUUGUUAUGCUUUCAAGUCUUGUCUUUGUGUCAUUGCAUCAUGCUGUUCACCCAGAGAUGGCAUCCCUUUAUUAUCACUUUCUUUCCUCUCUUGGGACCAGUUGCCUUCCUGACUAGUUGCAAAUUAUGUUCUAUUAUUGUCUUGGUCAAAAUUUUUUUAAUUAAAAAAAUUUUUAACUGAAAAAUAGUUAGUCAACAGACUACUUUGUGUAAACUAUGGUAUUUCCUUAGGACCAUCACAGGCUCUUUGUUUUAACACAGGAACUCCAUUCAUUCAGCAGGUGGGGAAUAAAGAGUCAACAGCCCAGGAGCCAAACCAAGAUUGAACAACAAGCACCCGUGCGUAUGAAUCAGAACUUUCAAAACAUGGCUGUGGUUAACUUCUGGGCUGGAGGUAUCCAAGUUGCUGACUGGAUUUGAAUUAGAAAUAAUUUUAUACCCUUUUCCCCUUCUUUCCACAUAUAUUUCCUCUCCUGACUAUUUUAGUAACUUUCUGAUAUUCCCAGGUUCCUCCAUCCUCAUCAUCGAGAAACUGUUGAUACCUUGUGGGGAGCCUGUUCUUUCCUGCCUUUUAUUUCUUAUCUUCUGUUUUAGAUACAUAUUCCAUAAUCUCUCUCAGACCACACCCUGUACCAUAUAUAAGAAUAUGUUACACUUACUGUGAAAGGGAGAGAUUGCACUAACAAGUUCAGUGGAUAAUGCUUAUAACCGAUGCAUCUUUGACCAAAAGAUAGUAAAAUUAUAUUCUACAUUAAAAAAAAUUUAAUAAUUUUUAAACAGGAGGAGGAAAGAGAGCUGUUGUCCAUUGCUGCAUCUUAAAAUAACUUCUCAAGGUUACUCACCCUUACUGGUUUGGGGGGCUGUCAUCUAUGGAAGUCAAGAAUUAGACAUCUGAUACCUAAGGAAAAAUAGAAAGGAGCAAAUAUGUAGUAUUCAGAUAAACCAAUUCCAAAACUGACUAAAAAAAAGUCAUCAACACAGAACUAUAGAACACAGCAGGAACUGUAUUUUUGAGGCCCCCAUUGAGGGGGAGGGCCUUUGGGGUUCACUUUGGGUGCUUCGUGGUUUUUGGUUCUACAUCUCAGCAGCAGGAACGGGAAGAGCGGUUGAGUCCCUGUAAGUGAGGUAUUCAUCUGUCAUUAGACCCUGUUAUGUUCCCUAUCAAUCAGGUGAAUGGCAACUUCCAUAGGUACAGCACAGCAUUUACAUUUAUAUCAAAUAAUUUUCCCUGCCGAUUCUGAUUUCCUUCUUUCGGGGCAGUGAAGUAAUCGCUGUCAGACUGCUCUCAAACUCAGAAGAUCCAGACUCAACAGUUCAGUACGUAGGGAGCCCCCUUAUCAGCCAUCCUGUAACAUGUCCUGCCUGUCAGUCACUCCUCGGGCUUCUAUGUAGGUUGUGAGGAAAGAGCAGUUUACUUCAUCUGGAAGGGAAAAAAAAUCGAUCACUUGUGCAUGACGCCAUCUAGUGGUGGACAACACAACCUACCGAGUCUAAUAGGAAAACUCGGGAAAAGUUUGACCAAGGGAAUGGAUACCUAUAGCGUCUACAGGACCUUUAUGACAAAUAGACGUGGGGAAGUUUUCACUUCAAGUAUAGUUUUCUUAUUCUCAUAUUGUUUUUCACUUAAAUUAGCCAUACCAAAAAUUACAUGUCCUCAUGAGCCUAGUACGUUUGUUACUAACUCGUUCAUACACAACACGUCUCAAGUUGGGUUUUGGUUAUCGGAAUAAUCGAAGUACAUAAAAAUCUGUACAAAACAGUUUUUGAAGAGUUGUCAUUUUUAAUAUUUAUAUUUUUCAUUGGGCCUUUAUAUGUUUUAAAUCUUACUUUUAGUUCUCUAGUAUUUAUUUUUGAGGGUGUAAGAAGCAUCCACUUAGAAAUAAGUUUUAUAUAUACAAAUGAAAAUAAUGCGUCUAAUGAAGUGGAAACUGUGGUUGAUAACCAAGGAGGAGAAAUUAGCCUCCUUCUGAAUUUGGGGAUCUAAAGGCAGAGGUUUCCUCCUGUGUUCAUUUUCCUCCCACCAGACUCAUUGAAAUUUCCUUUAAGUGAUCUGGAAGGAACAGAAGUUAGAUUCAGAACUGAUAACUGAGCACAAGGUGAUACCAAACAUGUAACACCGAGGAGCUCACAGCCAGUAGCCUCUUCAUAAACAGCAGGAACACCAGUAUGGAGACUCAGCUCAGCUACCCAGAAAAACCCCCAUAUUGUCACAGGAGCGAUGUGAGCUCUUCCAAGGCAGGGCAAUAUUUGGGGUGAGGUGUCCGUUGUUAAAUUGCAUAACCAUUAGCCAUUUUUUUAUAUACUAUGAUUUUGUAGAUUUUAAUCUCCCAACUUUCAAAUAUUAGAACCAUUGUUUAGGAAGAAGUCAUGGAGACUGAGUUCAGGACACUCGAGAAACUACACAGUAAUAUUUUUUUAGAGGUAUUUCUCCUAUAAGAAAGAUAUCUUAAACAUUCCAAUAGUAUACUCGAGUUUUUUUUUUUUUUUUCCUACUUCUGGAGAAGAGCAGACAAGGCUCUUGCUUAUGUGUCCGUAAGUGUGAACUAUCUGUGUCGGGGACACAGCAGCUGUGCUCCUGGCCCACUGACUCCGCUGUCUCUGUCAUUAAUGUUUGAGGAAGGGAGCAGUAGAUGAUCACUGUCUCCUCAGAAUUCACAGCCUUUGCCACCACAAGGUCUGCCCCCAUGGGGUCAAGCAAAUAAAAUUACUGACCUGCAAGAGAGGGUAAAGUAGGUAGAAAAAGUUUAGUUGUCGAAUUCUCAGUCUGCAGGUCGAAUGGGAGCGUUGGCUCUCGCUGAGCAGCUGCUCUGGUCAAGGUAUCAGUCUCGCACGGAGGCCUCAGUCCUCAGUCCAGGUCCACGGCCGAUGAAAGCAGGGAUGACUGUGGAAACAGCCAAAGUGAAAUUGGGUUUUAUCCAUCUUCUGAGAACAGGCAAGCUUUUGUGAGUCAGAAUGCCAUUGCUCAAAGCCGACUAUCUGUAAAGAUGAUGAUGGUCAAUGAGCAUUAGAUUUUAUGGAUCCAAUAAGGAAAAUAUUUUUAUUAUUGAUUAUCUCAAGGUAAUCAAAUAUUGUUUUACCUUUCGAGUGCCUCAUAGCACCAACUAUUACACUUUGCUUUUUCGGUUUUUUUGUAUUUUUUUUUUUUAACCUUACUGAGCUAAUGUUGACUGAAAUCCUUAGAACUUUGCCUCUGUGCAAUGAAGUGCUGUUUCUUUACCCUAAGAAAUCUAUUUGUAUACUCUCUGGCUGUAAUGAUGACUUUGAAAUAGUUCCUUUGCCUCUCAAUUGAUUUUUUUUCCCCCAUGGAAUAGGCAUGAGGGGAAUACAUACAUUGUAAGCAUUGUUCAUUUAAGCCUGUGUUCAUACAGGUCAAGUAAGCCAAAUGGAGUCAUAAAUAUCUCCGGAAUUCAUGCCUGAAACCUCCUAUUUUUGAAAAGUAGGGAGAUGGCCUUGUAUGUCACUGGGUGGGUUUCCGAUACAGACUAACAAUUAACUUCCUGAUCCUGUAGUUUUAUAAGCCUUGUGAUUGCUCCCAUUUUGGGAAAUCCUGCUCUAAAAAUCUGUCUUCAGAAGAGUUCACGGCGCCCAGCUUUUUCAGUGGCCCUGUCACCUCCCUGUACUGAUCUACAGGUAGGAUAUUUAUGGGCUCAUGAAACAAAACGUAACGUACACUCCCGGCCCUAUUUUAGCAUGGUCGACGGCGGUGUUGCCAGGACAGACAGGAACUCCACAAAUGCACUAGCACACAAAACCAAGCAGGUAUAAGAGGCUACUUCCCAGCCCGCUGUAUACUUAGACUUUUGUGUAUUGCAGAGAACUGUCCAGAGAUCUUUCGGAAUCCCUGCAGAAUGUCAGGAGAGUCUUGGCCUACCAGCUAUGGAGUAGGAAACAAGGAAGGUGCCCUGAGAAAAGGUCAGCUGCCCACCAGGCAAAGCAUGUGCUACCGUAUGCCAGCCUCUAAACAUGCCAUUUCAGAUUGUGCCUCAGCAAAAUUCUAAGUUGCUGAGGCCGUAGCACUUCAGGGUCUUUAAUUUAACAAACAUGCUCAAAUCCUACGUGCCAACCUUAAAUUCCAAAAGUCUCCUGGACUUGGCACUAUCACAGCUGCUGCUGAACCUGACGGCACCUACCCAGGGUGGAAUAACCAUCAGCAUUGAGUUCAGAAUGUGAAUUGUAGGCAAUUUUUGCUGAUCGGCAGCCUAAGAAUUGAUGAGCCCUUGACCUCUGAACAUCAGCACUACCGUGAGGCAACCUCCAAGAAUCAUGACCCGAACUAUGUCCUAGGUGCUAAACCUGUUUAGAGCAGCAUAAAAGAACAAGAAAUCCACAGCCAGUGGAAAGUGCUGGCCAGCAGUCGGAACAAGCUGAAUGUGCGAUUUGCAUUCUCCCCUCUGCUCCUUCCCAGGCCUCCCGUUGGUAGUGAGACCUCACCCUCGACGGGAUGCGUUUAGCCCAGUUGCAGGGACCAGCACCCCUGUGUGUGUGUGUGUUGUGUGUCAAGGUGUUGUAUGUGUUCACUGAGUUUAAUGCUGACCUGUCACAAGUUGGUGAGCUUCCUCUUCGCUCUUUCUAAAGAAGACAAGCAAUGUUUGUUGGAGAAAUCUCCCCAGCAGUCUGCGGUGAAGAGCCGUGCCAGCCACCUGCUACUCCCUAGGGAACAGUUCAACUGCAGAAAUGUCACAUUAAGGUUUUGUGCUUUGUUGUCUUUCUUUUUUUAAACACGACACAACUUUGGCUUUUCGGAUACGGAACACUUCUCUUGUUGUUGUGGAGUUCCCUCUUGCUGUAUCUUCUAUGCAAUUCCUUUUCUAGAAAACUCCUGCGGAGGCUUGCUCUCUGGGGUCCUGUCCGUGUUGCCCGUGUGCUGGAAGCGAGGGAUGCUGGCUCUGGCUGCGUCUCUCCUCUCUCCCUGGCUUCCUCUCCCCAUUUUCCUGCAGUCCCUCGGUUUGUAAAUUUGCCUGCAUUUAUCCUGUCAGCCAACAUGUACACAAUGUAAAAGAAUUUUUA
Messenger RNA from Balaenoptera acutorostrata (minke whale), 9821 nucleotides. RefSeq names its product unc-5 netrin receptor C (gene UNC5C). Bases 451 to 3303 code for a protein of 950 amino acids. The record is from RefSeq and is a predicted model, not a curated record. Gene Ontology annotation, cellular component: membrane. The transcript is spliced from 17 exons. Gene Ontology annotation, biological process: netrin-activated signaling pathway. Gene Ontology annotation, molecular function: netrin receptor activity; protein binding. NCBI's taxonomy places the organism in Eukaryota, Metazoa, Chordata, Mammalia, Artiodactyla, Balaenopteridae.